Molecule: messenger RNA, 2167 nt
Organism: Hydra vulgaris (swiftwater hydra)
Lineage: Eukaryota; Metazoa; Cnidaria; Hydrozoa; Anthoathecata; Hydridae
Source: RefSeq, a predicted model, not a curated record
AUUAUAUACAUAUAUAGAAUAGUCAGCUCAAAUGAUUCUUUAACCAAUAAUGAGUUCUUCUGGAACAUCAAGUGAUAAUUUAAGACGUUAUAUAGAGGGAUGGCUUGAACAUAAAGAGAAGCGUAAAUACCUUCAACAUUGGUUUGUUUUAAAAGGAAAGCUUAAUUCCAGUGCCCAAUUAGAGAAGGCGUAUUUAUUUUGUUUUAAAAGUAAAGACACCAAAGAUAAAAGUCAGGCUAAUGAUGAUCAAACAAGACAACGCUGGAUUUAUGCUUUUUGCAAUUUGGUGGGCAAGCAAUUUCCUCCAUUGGAAAUUCCAACAGAAAUCAGUUCCAUCCAUUGUGAACCUGUUGAGAAAAAAACACCAUUGAUGACGCCUAAGUUUUUGUUUGGUCAUGUUCAUGGUCGUUCAAAAAGUCAAAAUGACUUGAGUAAGACUUUAGAAGAAGCAAAUUUUCCAAUAACAAAACGGGGUUUAACUCUGCAAGUAAAUGAAGAUAAAGAAAAAAGGUCACUAAGUCAAAUAGCAUGGUAUUACAGCGGAAUGACACGAGUUCAAGCAGAGGAAUUACUUUCAACAGAAGCAGUUGGCUCCUUUUUACUUAGAGAUUCUGAAAGUCAUUCUGGAAACUUCACUCUUACUUACAGAGACUUUGACAAGAUAAAAAACCACAUGAUCUGCUCAACUGAAAAAGGUCAAUACAAAUUCUGUGAAACUGAGAUAAAGCAACAGUUCAACUCACCAUCAGAAGCUGCAAUAAUUUUUAUGUUUACUGCAAAAAAUGCUACAGCACCAAGAGCUUAUGUAAGAAGUCCAACUGAUAUAAUAUUAGAAGUUAAACCUAAAAAGUCACCUGAUUCUUAUCUGAAAUAUAAUUAUUUAGAUACUAAAGAUAUAGAGGUUGCUGAUAAUUUGGUCAUUAAAAGAGAUAGUUUAAAAAGUGAAAAAAAUGACAACAAAAGUGAAAAUGAAUGCGAAAAUAAUCGUGACUCGGUAUACGAUUAUUUUGACAGCCAAUCUUAUCUUGAAGGAAAUUAUGUUGAUGAAACUCUAACCAAAGUUGUUAUUGAACCUCCAUCAAAUGCCCCAGUUCUACCUGAAAAAAAAAAUUCAAAUGUUUCAUCACUUUUCAAUCCAAGGACAUGUAAAAAAGAUUCAUCAUCAACAAAUGCUGUACCAAUAGCACCUGAAAGAAAAAUUUCAGUUGAAGUUUCAUCCUCUAAUCUUUCGGAAAAUCAAAAAUCAGAUUCAUUGCUGUCUAAACCUGUUAGAAAAACCUCUGUAGAGGCAAGUUCUAAUGCUCCAGCUAGAAACACAUUACCAAAUGAAACCAAGCGAAAAAUUUCAGUUCUGAAAUCACCUGCAGAUCGUUCAAAAAUAAUCACUACUUUACCUGUUUCCUCUUCAAGUAUGCAAGAUACAGAUUCUUAUAUAAAAAUGGGUCCUGGGACGUCUAGUUUAUCAGGCAUAGAUAAAGAUGGAAUUUCAGAAAAAGAUAAUGGUUUGUCUUCAAUUUCAUCUAGCAACAUCAAUUCAGAUAGCAACGUUAAUUCGCAUAGCAAUGGUGUAACCAGUGUAGAAGUUCACUCUGAAUCUGAUCUUCAAUCAGUCUUACCAGAUGCAAGUUCUCGUACCAAAAUAAGUUCUGAUACAGUUAUAGAACCAUAUAUGGAAAUGCAAGGAGCAAGUCCAGAAAAGCAAAAAAUUGCUCAUCCAAAUUCAGGGUCGCUUGAUGAUCCAAACAACUCAGGAGGAAAAUCACCAAACCUUCCACCUCCUAGAAAAUCAGUAGUCAAUAGAGCAGGCAAACCAGAUUCAUUAAAUUUAUCAACCAAUUAUAACUCAGGUAGUAAGUAUGUCAACAUUUUAGAUACUGUGAUACGUUUUCCUCCAGCUCUCGUUUCUAGUUCUGCGCAAAGUGAUCCAUUCUCGGUUGAACACUUUUAUUUGAGUGGAAUUAUUACAAAGAGUGACUCUCCAAAAAAUGAAAGUGCAUCUUUUGUUGCAUCACCAGAUCCUGGAACACCACCUCUCCCACCAAGAUGCGAAAAACCAUUGCGUUUAUCAAAGCUUUCGUAAAUCAAUUUACGGAACCUUUUAUUCUUAAAACUGGUUGACAGUCUACGUUAAAGUUCUGCAUUUUAAUAAAUGAAUACUUUUCAUUCA